Molecule: messenger RNA, 801 nt
Organism: Cladophialophora yegresii CBS 114405
Lineage: Eukaryota; Fungi; Ascomycota; Eurotiomycetes; Chaetothyriales; Herpotrichiellaceae
Exons: 2
Coding region: 1-801 (266 amino acids)
Source: RefSeq, a predicted model, not a curated record
AUGGCGCAAAUGCGUACCGUGAGCCAUCCGUUCGAUGCACACUUCAAACUAGGCUAUACGGGAAAUUCAUAUGCAGUCAAGCCAGUAUUGUCCGAGACCAGCUUCCGCCGAGGGGCGCCUUGGCCCAUCAGAGAAGAGCGUAUGGAGAUCGACGUGAGAUUCGGUUGCUUUCUGGAUUUACCGGCCGACAUCAGGUCGGAGACUUAUUCAUACUUCACGAAGCUGCCAACCACUGAGGAGUAUGGACUUGGUGUUUGCGACCUAACAUACCCAAUGGGCGCAGCCGUCGGGGGCAGCGGACUGGAAGGAGCACGAUGCCAUCCUCAAGACGUGGAAGUCUCCACCCUAUGGUUGCCACCAGAUCGCCGCAGAUAUAGCACCAUUGGUGAGUCUAAAAAGAAGUGGGAUGGGUACGUAUUCGAGGCCAGCAGCGUUAAGGUCCAGCGGAUCAUCACAAGGGGCACAGCAAUAGACUUUGGAGACCGCUUCCUCCGAGCACUCCCGUCAUACAAGCUCUUCAAUAUCCGAUACAUCGAGUACGACGCUUCCAUCUGUGGUAGAUAUAUCUGGCAUCCGAACUUGUGCAUGGCCUUUCCAUACGGCAAGCAGAUAAUCAGGAUCCUCACGCCCGAAACAACCAACAUUGACUUUCAGGGCUUAUCCAAUCUGUCAGAUGUCCUCCGGCAGUACAAGGAUGCGCUCAGCUCCCUGAAAGAAGUGAAGCUCUACGGCGUGCUUGAUGGAGAACUUCGGCAUAGUCCCAUCCUGGAGAAAGAUGUCAGCGAUGCUCACAUGGUUUGA